GUCGAGCCAACAACUGCCUAUGCGAACUAUCCUCAGCAUACGACAUGCCUGAUAUCCUGGGCCUACCCCUCGAGAUUCUAUACUUGAUUCUGGACGAUUUAGAGUACGCAUCCGACGUCAACGCUGUAGCCCAGACAUGCCGCCGUCUAUACCAAGUUGCCAACAACCCCUACCUUUAUCCCAAAUUCGCCCAAGCAUGUUCCCCAAUGGGCCUUGAGCGGAUCGCAAAUAAUAAUAAUGUCGAUGCUAUCCGCAAGUUUCUUUCAAGCGGGGUUGACUUUGAUCAGCUCUAUCGCGCCAUCCGCUCCCCACCGGAUGGCUUGACUUCCAUUCUUCUAAACCUGUGUGGGCCAGAGUACUUUAGCAAAACUAUCAGCAAAAGGGACCUUGCAGAAAUUGCAAUUCGGAGAGGACACCUAGAUCUCCUCAGACUCUUCAUUUCCGACAAUUCUCUAGAUACGCACAUCCACGAGCCCAUUCUGAACGCGACUCGUGACGGUCCACUUGAGUCUGUUAAAUUGUUGAUCGAGGCAGGGUUUAAAGUCAAUAGAACAGACGGCUACUAUUUCCCCUUGUUAGCUGCCGCUGACAAAGGUUCUUUGGAUAAAGUGAGACUCCUCCUCGAUGCUGGGGCUGACCCCAACCUGGAGGCUUUUCGGCCCCCAAGACCCCACGAACCUGUUUACAAACCUCUACAACGUGCGGCAAUAAGAGGUCACCGAGAUGUAGUUCAAUAUUUGCUGGAAAAAGGAGCCUUCUACACCCACCACGAAAAGUUCGACGCGGAAGGGAUUGAGAAACUGGUUGGCGAGAGCAAGGAAGCUAUAGCAACUCUGCUCCUAGAGUCAAUUGAUUUGGAUGAGGAGCUAAAAGAUGCAGAAACGCGAGCCUAUCUAAUGGCAUAUGCAACUGCGGUAGGCAAUGAAAGCCUAGUCCGGCGGCUCUUGAUGUUCAAAACCGUAAUCAAGCGCCUAGCAUUAGAAAAAGCCGCAUAUCAUGGACACACGAUAAUUGUGAAAAUCCUACUUGAUGAGGUUAAAUCUAGCAGAUCGGCCCCCGAACAAAAAUCGAAUUCCAUCGUCUACGCUAUUGAUGGAGCCAUCCGAGGAAACCAUGCAUCCACCCUGCAGGAAGCACUUGCGUAUUGCAGCGAACGUGUGAUCAAUCGCCGAGGGCGCGAAAUACUGCAACACACUGUAGAAAACGGAAAUUCUGAAAUAUGGCAAGUGCUUUUGGAUCACAAGGUUUUAGAUAUCGUUCUCAACGCACGCGGUGACCGCAAAAUAGGGUUGGAAGCACUGAGAGACCUUCUAUCCAUAGCCCUUGAAUCUGGGAAUAGCACCGUUCUUUCGCACAUGCUCGAGCAGGCCGAUCUGAGAGCCUUCAAUUUCCUAGAUAAGGAGACUUCAGAGAAACUCUUGAUGACAGCAGCGAGGUGUGGUCAGGUGGACGCGAUUAGACAGAUUUUGACGCGUGGUGUGAGUCUUAAUCCAGAAGACGAGAUGUACAAACAUAUCCUUGUGCAGGCCGUAGAAUACAGACAGGCGGGAAUCAUCAAGCUUUUUCUUGAUAAUGGUUUUGAUGCAAACGGCAUGUAUCCCACUAAGAACCACGGACAAGACCCAUUGCUAUGCCUUCUGGCCAGGUGGAGUCCGGCAGGUAGGGCUUUAACAGGUCGGACAGCGAAAACCUCAGACUUGAUGCUAUCCGCACGCUUGUUACUCAACAACGGUGCUGAGGUAGAUGCUACGGGCGAUAGUGAGCGAACAGCACUUGAAGUUGCAGUGAGACGCCACCAAUUUGAUCUCGCAAACGAAUUGCUCCAGCGAGGUGCAGACCCGUUGCGUGAAAAUCGAUUCCAAUCGAGCGCAGUGCAAAUGAUUCUUAAGACUCCCUCGCCCUCACCUGACCAGUUGACACUGCUUUUGAAAAAUCUUUCGAUUCAUAAGCCUCAUCACCGUGAUUUCAUUCAUCAAAUUCCCACUCUCACAAGUAAAUGGUGUGUUAUUCCUCACGCAGACCCAACAUUGGAUAUGCAGCGCUGGACUGAGAUAUGGGAUGAAAUUGGCUGUAUAAAAAAAAAGAAGAUUAGUGUUAACCUUGCUGAAGAUGAUGAGAAGCAGCGCUUUAUUAUGGAAGCACCAAAGGAUUCUGACUGGUGGCAAAGGUUCAUCAUUAUCAAGGAGCUAAGAAAAUUCUACUGGCGUACGACUUCUCCAGCUCCUAUAGAUAGGAUCUGAGUUCGAUGUGGAUUACUGUGUUGCUAUUAAGACCUGCAAUGAUCAGAUAGAUGGCAUGUCCGCAUAGGUUUGAUAGAAUCAUCAUAGACAGUC
Talaromyces proteolyticus is the source of this 2333-nucleotide messenger RNA. RefSeq names its product ankyrin repeat-containing domain protein. Lineage: Eukaryota; Fungi; Ascomycota; Eurotiomycetes; Eurotiales; Trichocomaceae. The transcript has a single exon. The record is from RefSeq and is a predicted model, not a curated record. The coding region runs from base 45 to 2240 and encodes 731 amino acids. Gene Ontology annotation, molecular function: protein binding.